CCGAGGAUCAGGGGUUGUAGAUUUCAUUUUGAUUUCUACUUGCAGAACAGGGAAGAUAGCAUGCCUGAGCCAGCGAAAUCCGCUCCGGCCCCAAAGAAGGGCUCCAAAAAGGCCGUGACCAAGGCACAGAAGAAGGACGGCAAGAAGCGCAAGCGCAGCCGAAAAGAGAGCUACUCCGUAUACGUGUACAAGGUGCUGAAACAGGUCCACCCCGACACCGGCAUCUCCUCCAAAGCCAUGGGGAUCAUGAAUUCCUUUGUCAAUGACAUCUUCGAGCGCAUCGCCGGCGAGGCUUCCCGCCUGGCGCAUUACAACAAGCGCUCCACCAUCACCUCCAGGGAGAUCCAGACGGCCGUGCGCCUGCUGCUUCCCGGGGAGCUGGCCAAGCACGCGGUGUCGGAGGGCACCAAGGCCGUCACCAAGUACACGAGCUCCAAGUAAACUUAGCCCUGCAACUGCCUUAGUAAACCCAAAGGCUCUUUUAAGAGCCACUCACCUUUUCACAAUUGGAGCUAUAUACUGACACGUGAAGUUACUGGAAACUCUUGCAGCUGAAAUAGGCAUGUUUUUAAAACUUAAAAUGGUACUUGUUGGGCUGGUGGCUUUAUGAAACUAGUUUCCGUGUUUUAUGAGGUAUCAGUCGAUAGCACCUAAGAGACAACAGUAAUUUCAUAGUUUUGCUCUAUGAAAACGAAUUUCGUUUCUCUUUUUGAGUCCUUAAAAGUCUACGGGUUUUACAAAAGAAGCCCACAUU
Messenger RNA from Rhinopithecus roxellana (golden snub-nosed monkey), 754 nucleotides. Its product is annotated as histone H2B type 1. The coding region runs from base 61 to 441 and encodes 126 amino acids. The transcript has a single exon. Gene Ontology annotation, molecular function: DNA binding; structural constituent of chromatin; protein heterodimerization activity. The record is from RefSeq and is a predicted model, not a curated record. Lineage: Eukaryota; Metazoa; Chordata; Mammalia; Primates; Cercopithecidae. Gene Ontology annotation, cellular component: nucleosome.